AUGGAGACGACUUCAGUCGUGUUUCGUGUCAAAGACGUGAAGGCGUACCGCCAGCUUGGCGGCCGGGACUGGUGGUGCGCGAUCUACGAUGACCCUUCACGUAGCUGCUCAUGGCAACCAACAGCUUACCUUGGCGAUGUACCGCCCCCCAUAAAAGCAAAAAUGUCUGACAUGAAAAAACGGUGGCUGUCCCGCCAAAUGAACAAAUAUCGCUUACUGGUUUUGAUCCUUUGGGUAGGGGCGCUCGCGGCGCUGGCGAUGACCGGUUACUUGCUGGCCAAGCAUUGGGAAACGCUGUUUGCUGACCCGGACGCUUGGCAGGUGCUGUACACUCUGACGCUGCCGGUGUGGAGCUGGGGAGCGAUCUGCGGGUUUCUCAGUGUCCUGCUCGCGGCGCUUGCCAUUCGGGUGCAGUCCAAGGUUCUCCCGCAUUACCAGAAACGCGGCACACGCUCUUUGAAAGGCUUCGUCGGGGCCAAACGCCUGGCAGGAGGUGAGCCUCCGAAGCCGACGCGCAUCCAGCCUCUCCGCCAGUGCAAACACGUCGAAGGCUGA
Neospora caninum is the source of this 555-nucleotide messenger RNA. RefSeq lists its product as hypothetical. The record is from RefSeq and is a predicted model, not a curated record. The coding region runs from base 1 to 555 and encodes 184 amino acids. NCBI's taxonomy places the organism in Eukaryota, Apicomplexa, Conoidasida, Eucoccidiorida, Sarcocystidae. The transcript has 4 exons.